AUGAAGUUCAGCGCCCUCACUGCUCUCACUGCCGUCUUCGGCACUGCUGCUGCCGCCAACAAGGCCAUUGUCAUCAACGACUGCGCCAGCGCCAUCUACGUCCAGUCCUUCCCCUACGGCGGAGGUGCUCCCGGCCCCUUGACCACUGUCAAGCCCGGACAGCGAUUCUCCGAGGACAUCCGCACUGCCGGAUCUACCGUCAAGAUCGCCACCACCAAGACUCUUACCAACCCUCUCUUCUUCGGCUACUCCACCGAGGCCAAGCCCAACAACGUCUACUACGAGCUCAGCACCGAGUUCGGCAACCCCUUCGCCGACAAGCACAACGUCCUGAGCCCCGGUGAGGGUUGUGAGAAGUUCGACUGCAAGGCCGGCGAUGCCAAGUGCUACAGCACCCCCAGCAUGAAGAGGGUCUACGGCUGCCCCAGCCCCGUCAACCUGUACGCCAAGGUCUGCUCCAAGUAA
This is a messenger RNA of Fusarium sp. VM40, 465 nucleotides long. The record is from the annotation of a GenBank genome assembly. Lineage: Eukaryota; Fungi; Ascomycota; Sordariomycetes; Hypocreales; Nectriaceae.